AUGUCUAUACCUUCUUAUAAAAACUUCGAUUUCAGUCGCCAAACAGUUAUAGUUCCCGGUUCGGAUAGACCAGGACAGAGUGCUGUCUACAGAAAUGCUGCCUCCCCAGACAAACUUUAUGAUAAUCCAUGUCCCAAGGUCUUCACAUUGUUUGACAGUUUUCAGAACGCCCUUAAGACUAGCAGAAACAAAAGAUGCUUGGGUCAUAGACCUUACGAUAAGCAGACAAAGAGAUUCGGGGACUACGUCUGGCAAACCUAUGAGGAAGUUCUUCAAAGAUUCACUAAUUUCGGUAGUGGAUUGCUGUAUUUGAAUGAGCACGUUUUGAGGAACAAUAAAUCGGAUAAAUUUUCGAUCGGCAUUUGGAGUAUCAAUCGCCCAGAGUUUCAUAUAGCGGAACAAGCAAUCUCGGCAUAUAAUUUAAUAAGUAUUCCACUUUAUGAUUCCCUUGGGCCCAAGGCCGUGAACUACGUUCUUCAACACGCAGAAAUCGAGAUUGUCGUCGCAUCCGCGGAUCACAUCACCGAACUCAUCAAACUAUUACCCAAAACUCAUUUGAAAGUCAUAAUUUCCAUGGAUCCACUAGAGGACUUUCGAAUUGGGUCUUCGGUUGUCCAUCUCUAUACCUUUGAUCAAGUCGAGAAAAUCGGAAGAGAUCACCCUCGAGAAUUCAAUCCACCAAAACCUGAAGAUAUUAGUACCAUCUCUUACACCUCAGGAACUACAGGGUCUCCGAAGGGCGUGAUGUUAACUCACAGAAAUUAUGCAGCGAUGUUGUCUGGUUUGUCUUUCACCUUGCAAGGCAAAGCGGACGACGUGAUAAUAUCUUACUUACCCUUGGCUCAUAUAUUCGGUCGAGGUUGCGAGGUACAGGCCAUAUUUCACGCGUCUGCAAUUGGAUAUUACCAUGGGGAAAUUGAUGGAUUGAUCGAGGACGUUCAAUUACUCAAACCGACGAUAUUUCCUUCUGUGCCCAGGAUAUUCAACAGGAUCUAUAAUACGUUGAUGGAGGUUUAUGUAAAUGCGACGGAUGUGACCGGAGAGAUGACUAGGAGGGCGAUUGAUGAAAAGUUAGAAUUAUGGAAGAGAACGGGAGAGGUCGCGCAUCCGUCUGCCUCAGCACCCAUUGGACCAGAGAUCAAGUCAUUAUUGACAGUUGUGUUUUCUUCGCCAUUCAUCGAAGCAUAUGGUCUGACCGAAGGAACGGGUCUAGCGACCAAUUCAAUAAUAGGAGAUGCACGCGCAUCUCACGUUGGUCCACCUUUUAUCUGUUCGGAGAUAAAACUUGUCGACGUCCCGGAGAUGGAAUAUACAAGUGAAGAUAAACCAUAUCCGAGAGGUGAGAUCCAUGUUCGAGGCCCGAACGUCAUGAAGGGAUACUAUAAGGAUCCAGAGAAAACAAAAGAAACGAUCGAUGAUGAUGGAUGGAUGCGCAGCGGUGAUAUUGGCAUGAUUGAUUCUAGGGGGUGUCUGGUUAUUAUUGAUCGUAUAAAGAAUAUAUUUAAGCUGGCUCAGGGAGAAUAUAUCUCUCCCGAGAAGAUCGAAAUUGUAUAUCAAAGAUUUCUGCUAGUAUCUCAGAUAUAUGUUCACGGGGAUUCUCUGAGGUCAACGCUGGUCGGCAUUGUCGUGCCCCAUCGGGAUGCAUUCAUUCCAUGGGCCGAGGAGCUACUUGGCGAGAACUUCCCUGCAAGAGAUGAUAUCUCAAAGCUACUGGAGGCACUUAGAAACAAUCAAAAGGUCCGAAGUGGAUUGUUGAAAGAGAUCAACAACUUCGGGAGAAGGGAAGGAUUGAAAGG
Molecule: messenger RNA, 1796 nt
Organism: Acaulospora colombiana
Lineage: Eukaryota; Fungi; Glomeromycota; Glomeromycetes; Diversisporales; Acaulosporaceae
Source: the annotation of a GenBank genome assembly